AUGGCCAUAGAAAUUGAGCAACCACCUGUUGAGCUAUCAACAGUUUCAGUUUCCGAAACUCAUGGAGAAAAUUCUCCAUACUUUGCAGGAUGGAAGGCAUAUAAUGAAGACCCAUAUGAUGAACUGAAGAACCCAUCAGGAGUCAUACAGAUGGGUUUGGCAGAAAACCAAGUUUCCUUUGAUUUACUGGAAGAAUACUUGGAACAGCACCCAGAAGCGAGUACCUGGGGUAAUGGAGUUUCUAGCUUUACAGAGAACGCUUUGUUCCAGGAUUACCAUGGACUCGAUGAUUUCAGAAAGGCAAUGGCAGGUUUCAUGGAACAGAUAAGAGGAGGAAGAGCAAAAUUUGACCCCGAGAGAAUAGUCCUCACAGCAGGCGCAACAGCAGCCAAUGAACUACUGGCUUUCGUUCUAGCAAAUCCUGGGGAUGCCUUACUAAUUCCAACUCCAUACUAUCCAGGAUUCGGUAGAGAUCUCAGGUGGAGAACUGGCGUCAAGAUUGUUCCCGUUCAUUGCAACAGCUCAAAUAAUUACAGGAUCACUCCCGAGGCUCUAGAAGAAGCAUACGGUAGAGCGGAAGCCAUGAACAUUAAGGUCCGAGGACUUCUGAUAACAAAUCCAUCGAACCCAUUAGGUGUGACAGUAGAACGGUCAGUGCUGGAAGAGAUUCUUGACUUCGCCAUACGCAAAAACAUCCACCUUGUAUCAGAUGAAAUCUACUCGGGCUCUGUCUUCUCCUCGUCCGAAUUCACGAGCAUUACAGAAAUCAUCGAGGCUCGGAAAUUCAAAAACUCAGAGGGAGUUCACAUUGUUUAUAGUCUAUCCAAAGAUCUUGGCCUUCCCGGUUUCAGAGUUGGGGCAAUAUAUUCAUACAACGAUCGGGUUGUGACAACUGCAAGGAGGAUGUCUAGCUUCUGCUUGGUCUCCUCCCAAACUCAACGUCUCCUGGCUUCCAUGUUGUCGGACACCCAGUUCACUCAGAACUACAUACAGACUAAUAGAGAGAGGCUGAAGAAGAGAUAUGAAUUGAUCGUUGAAGGGUUGAGAAAGGCCGGAAUCGAGUGCCUGAAAGGGAAUGGCGGGUUGUUUUGCUGGAUGAAUUUGAGCCCAUUGUUGGAGACACCCACAAGAGAAGGUGAAUUGGCUCUGUGGAAUUCAAUCUUGCAUGAAGUGAAACUGAAUAUAUCUCCAGGCUCUUCGUUCCACUGUUCGGAGCCAGGUUGGUUUAGGGUGUGUUUCGCUAACAUGAGCAAGCAGACACUAGGAGUUGCACUGAAGAGAAUAAAUGGUUUCAUGGAGAAAAGGGAGAUAGAAGGAAAAUAG
This is a messenger RNA of Nelumbo nucifera (sacred lotus), 1323 nucleotides long. RefSeq names its product 1-aminocyclopropane-1-carboxylate synthase 7. The record is from RefSeq and is a predicted model, not a curated record. Gene Ontology annotation, molecular function: pyridoxal phosphate binding; transaminase activity. NCBI's taxonomy places the organism in Eukaryota, Viridiplantae, Streptophyta, Magnoliopsida, Proteales, Nelumbonaceae. Gene Ontology annotation, biological process: amino acid metabolic process; biosynthetic process.